AUGCAUAUUGCAAAAACAAAUAUCUUUCUAGAAAAAAAAGCAACAACAUCGAGCAAAACUGAUGGAAGUACAGAUACAACUACGCUGGAGCCUGUUGGGAAAGAAGCACCAAAUUUGAGCAAUACUGGUGAAAGUGAGGAUGUUGGAUCGGUCGAGGCUACUGUAGAAGCACCAGCAUUAUCAAGCAAAACUGGCGAAAGUGAAGAUGUUGGAUCAGUUGAGGCUGCUGAAAAAGCAUUAACAAGCUUCAGCAAAAUUGAUGAAAGUGAAGAUACUGAAACAUCAGCAGCUGAUGGAAAAGAAGCAUCGAAACCGGGCACAAAUGGUGAAAGUGAUGAUGUUCAAACGAUAGAAUCUGCUAAAAAUGCACCAAGUCCAUCAAGUGCAACCAGUGAAAGUGAAGAUACUGAAACAGUCGGGACUCUUGGAAAAGCACUAACAAAAUCAAGCACAACUGGUGAAAGUGAAGAUGUUGAAACAGUCGAAGAUGCUGAAGAAGCACCAACAGCAUCAAGAACAACAAGUGAAAGUGAAAAUGCUGAAACGGUCGAGGCCGCUGAAACAGUACCAUCAAGUAGAACUCUGCAAACAGAAGAAACUGAUGGUGAUAUUGCUGUUGGCGAUGGCACUUCAAUACCCGAUGUAGCUGUAGAAAAAGAAGUGGAAGAAUUUCCAACUAAAGAAACUGGAUAUAAACAUAAUAUGAUAAAUUCGAAUAAUAAUAAUGGUAAUUUAUAUGGAACAUUAUAG
This is a messenger RNA of Rotaria sp. Silwood1, 750 nucleotides long. The record is from the annotation of a GenBank genome assembly. Lineage: Eukaryota; Metazoa; Rotifera; Eurotatoria; Philodinida; Philodinidae.